UCGGAAUUAAGCAACAAGUUUUUGUUGAUUGUCAAUUUGUGUGCAAUUAUUUAUUGUUAUUAGUUUUAACAUUACAAUUAUUAAUCAAUAUAAAUAUACAUUUGUUGUAAAACUGCAAAUCGAAAUGCCGAAUAAUUGAAAAUAGCAUAAAAGUGAAAUGAGAUAGAUGAAGAUUGGUGAAAUGUUUAUUGCACAAAAUUCCAUUACGCAGAAGCAACAGGUCAAUAACGACGACGUAGGCAAACUUGCGCAUCAGUAGGGCAAUAAAAGGCAUGCAGUAAACAGCAGCACAACAACAACGCUUGCAAAAUUAACUACAUAAUUAACAAUAAUUGUGAAUACAUAUGUGCAAGUAUAUCUUGUAGUAUUAUUGCAGCUCAUAAAUUAGCCAAAUUCCACGGGAAGCUAUCAGUGACGCUGGCAGCGACGUUAACAGUGAGAAUCGCAAACACACAAACUUUCGGGCGCCGUUUGUUGGCAAUAAGUUUGGAAUAACAUUAGCACAUUAAUGUUUGCAUUUGUAUGCCCUAGAGUUGUGGUUUGUUAAAUUCCCGUUGUGCAUAUUAAUUCGCCACAAGAAAUUGCAUGUUCUACAACGGUGUGUAGUGUAUUGAGUGUAUGGGUGUAAAUCGCUCAAAGAUAAGUAAUGUGAGAAAUUAGACGAAGAAGGAAAUUAAAGAAAUUCAUACAACUAAUAUAAACAAAAGGUAUUAAAAUCUAACUGCCUGCCAAAAGCCCUAACAAUGCUGACGCUCCUCGGUGAGUGUCAUCUGUGGAGUGUACGCGAUGAGGUUCGCAUCAAAUCAACAGAUCUUGGCGCCUUUCGUUACACACGUAAUCGGGAGGUGCAACAACAAAAUGCAGAGCUCAUGGCAAUUGCCAAGCGUGACUACACAGAACGACGUAACGGCGUGACGGUGCUUAAGAACAGCCGCAAGGCGCCAGGUCGUUUAAAGGAUAACAUUAAACGGCUGGAGGAAAUGCUGCGAAACUUUAAAAUUGUGCAUACAGAAUGGCGUGAUGCAGCACAGGUGCUUUUGCUGUUUACCAAUGGUGUAAUUGCACAUAUUUCGGUGGAUCCAGCGACCGGUGAUAUAUUGCGUAUGGUCUAUGAGAAAUAUUUUGUCGGCAAGUUGGCGUCGGAAGUUAUCACCGACGCGUUUUUCACACGUACCCACAUCGUCUUGGCCUACAAUACGAAUCAAUUGACGGUGGUGUAUUUGCAGAAACCCAAUGCUCGAUCACAAGGGCCUGAGAAAAUUAGUAAUAUGGAUCCACGUAUAUUUCAUGUGAUAAUACCAGGGCCUUCGGAGCGUAAACUUGCACGUCAUUUAACAGUAAAUUGUAGUGCAGAUCUUUUCGUCAUAUGGACGAAAUCCUCACAGAAUGAAGUUUACCCAUGGCGGCCAACAAUACGCGAUCAGGAUCGAGCGAAUAUACAUGUCUUUAAAUUGAAGAGCAUGCAAAUAGAAUCUGUCUCCUAUUGCUGGUCUGAGAAUGAUCCGCUCUCUGUCGAUUUUCUACGCUCAGCUGAAAGUCAAAUACUCACCGUAGAGCAAAAAGUGUCGCGAAAAGGUGAAAUAUAUGCAGAAGUUUGUACCUAUGAAAUUAGUUCUGGAAAAAUGCAGCGCAACACCAUGACAUCAAUAUCCAUGGGUACGCAAAUUUGUUGUCACGCCUUUAGUCCAGAUCAAGAGAAGUUAUUCUUAGGCACGAUCGAUCGAAAAAUUUCCCUACACGAUCUGGUGCAGCAGGUGACCAAAGUGACAACACGUAUUGAUAUUAUACCCACACAUUGCGCCUGGCACUCGGAUAGCAGCAUUGUUUUGAUCGCUAAUGAACGUGCACAAUUUCAAUGCUUUGACCUCGCACUCACGCCGGUGGGUAAUCAAUUGCAGAGUGAAGAUGUCACACCGCUAAAUUUAUUGGAUCUUUCACACUACUUUAUCGCGCAGCCAACUUUGCUGCAUGUGGCCUUCAGUCGUAAGCCCGACCUGACGCAACGCUCUCUGCCAUAUGUACAAACCGAUUGUUUGUUAUUCUUGCAUUUCGAGCAUGGACCGUUGGGUUGUUUGCGUUUCUUUGCUGGUGCCGGCAUGCGUGGUGACAUACACAAUUCAGGCCUGACCGCUGAUGUUUUAGUUGACAAAUAUUUAUCAUUAAAUCAACUGGAGAAAGCGGUGAAUUUACUACUGGCGCUUAAUUGGGAAACCUAUGGCGCUAUGUGUUUAAUAUCGUUACACAAAAUCGCUAAUCAUGUUUUCCAUCGUGGUGAAGCGAAACGCGCACGCGUGGAAUUGCUGGGCAAAGCGAUGAGAACAUUCACCGAUGCAUUAUCUGAGGAUACAAAAGAUGAAUUUAGCGAUCAAGUGUUUGAUUUGAAGCGACGUUUUUUCUUCUAUUUACUACGAAAACAAAUGUACGCUGAAGCAUUUGAAGUUGCUGAAGAUAUUGAAGAUUACGAUCUCUUCAUGGAUCUUUUUAAUGUGACCAAAGUGAAUGCAAACUUGUUGGAAUUCUCGUCGGCUGCUUUUAGUCAAGCUGCUACAAUACUGCUUGAAGAGCAGGGUAACGGCCGUGUUGUGAGUGGGGUUGUAAAUAGCAAUAUAAGCUCAGAUUAUCGUUCCGAGUCGGCUUGCUCACAAUCCACUUAUUCCGAUGUACAAGUGCAGCAGCGCAGUAAAACGCAGCAACACAACAAUUAUACAAAAGAACAUUUAAAGAAUUAUGUGCCACCAUUGCCAUCAUUUAAAUCGAAAAUAUUCAAUGCCGAAAUGAUAAAAAUAAAUUUACCAAAACCCGAGUUGCGUAUUGAGAGUACGCAAGAUACAAUGCGCACACGAGCGCCACCACCGCCGCCUCCCUUGCCAACCUUACGUAGUUUGAAAAUUUUACACAACGCCAAUUGCAACGCACAAGCCACAAGCAGUACGCUCGCAGAACUUUCAGCGAAGAGUGGCAGUGAUUUACAAGGUUCAGCAUUAACUGCUGUUACGCCGCCCGCGACACUUUUACCGUGGCAGCAACAAUUGCCCGCCGACGCAAAAACGCAUAACAAUAUUCCUACACCUUCCAGCACGUUAUUGGCACGGAUCAACAAUUCAAGCAUCGCCAACAAUAACACAUAUACGCCGUUUUUAACAAAUCCAACGCACCUGCAACCCGCCAGCACCACCACAUCCUUAAUGCAUCACGCCUCCCCAGCUGUUGUAUCCGAGAAUACCUUGCCAUUACCACAACAAAAACAAGUACAGAUUUCGCCAUCUACUGCAUUAGCACCCACGACGAUGGCUGGUGUAAACGCAAUGCAUUCCGGCAUUUAUAAACCAAAAUAUUAUCAACAUCCGUUAGUAUCUGGUACAAUACCGUCAACAUUGAUGGUAAUGCCUUCUAGUGAGGAAUACCAGAAACGUUUACUACAAAAGAAGCCAACUGCGUCCAUACUUUCGAAUAGUUCUGCACAGCAACAACAAAAUGGUGGUAAUUUGGUUAAUGGUGGUGGAGCGCUUGCAAAUGGUUUGCACAAAGAGUCCCACAGUGGUAGUGGAAAUAGUCGUAAUCCUGCUGGAGAGAAAAAUAAAGUGAAAUUUUCCGACACGGUGCAGGUGGCAGUAGUGCCGGAGAUACCACGCAAGGAAAAACCGCUGCCACCGAAGCGUAAUGGCUAUUCACGUCCACUGGCGCGUAAUAUAACCAAUCCGAAGAAAGAAUUAGCUGACAGCUUGCCACUUUGUCAUCCGCAUGAUGACUAUUUAAAAGAUUUUAAUCCACUCUCAGCUGCUGAAGAUAUGCCACGCCCACCAACGAAGAGCACGAACCGCGAUGAUAGCUCAAAGUCACGUAAAUCGAAUGCCACACAACCAGCCAUUAAAGUGGUGCACUUUGGUGUCGUUUAGGUGCAUAAAAAUUUCCUCUUGUUUCCGGCCUGGCGCUAUUGGUGCUUGUGGAAUAGCAAUAUUACAAAUAGAUGCUGUGCACAUAAGAAAUAAGUAGUUUUAAGCUUUACGGUACUUGCAUAAAUUUAACUCUUACAUGCUAAGAACUUACGACAGAGAAAAAAAUAGCUUAAAGAAACUCUAUUCCGCCCAGUAGUGAAAGCUUUAUAUAGUACAUUCCAUUUAGUUUUCAACCUUUUAUUACAAUUAUUCACUGUAAAUUAAUUUCCACAAAUACGUAUGCAAUUUUAAUCAUGGCAUAGAAAUAUAAAAACGAAAAAGUAA
This is a messenger RNA of Ceratitis capitata (Mediterranean fruit fly), 4220 nucleotides long. It is a transcript of the gene frtz, whose product is annotated as WD repeat-containing and planar cell polarity effector protein fritz. Gene Ontology annotation, molecular function: protein binding. Lineage: Eukaryota; Metazoa; Arthropoda; Insecta; Diptera; Tephritidae. The record is from RefSeq and is a predicted model, not a curated record. Bases 744 to 3896 code for a protein of 1050 amino acids. Gene Ontology annotation, biological process: cilium organization; nervous system development; establishment of protein localization. The transcript is spliced from 8 exons. Gene Ontology annotation, cellular component: axonemal basal plate.